Molecule: messenger RNA, 2162 nt
Organism: Dermochelys coriacea (leatherback sea turtle)
Lineage: Eukaryota; Metazoa; Chordata; Testudines; Dermochelyidae
Gene: USE1
Product: unconventional SNARE in the ER 1
Exons: 8
Coding region: 55-834 (259 amino acids)
Biological process (GO): retrograde vesicle-mediated transport, Golgi to endoplasmic reticulum
Cellular component (GO): SNARE complex; endoplasmic reticulum
Molecular function (GO): SNAP receptor activity
Source: RefSeq, a predicted model, not a curated record
GCUGACCCGGAAGUGGAGGGUUCGCGGGCCGGGUUCCGGUUCCGGGUCGGAACCAUGGCGGCCACUCGGCUGGAGCUGAACCUGCUGCGGCUGCUGAGCCGCUGCGAGGCGCUGGCGGCCGAGAGGCGGGAGCCCGACGAGUGGCGGCUGGAGAAGUAUGUAGGUGCUCUUGAAGAGAUGCUCCUUGCAUUAAAGAAACACUCAAGCAAGCCUGCCCCUGAACUGCUGAAUGAAUACUCCCGCAAAGUGGACUUCUUAAAGGGAAUGUUAGAAGCUGAAAAAUUGUCAUCGUCUGCAGAAAAGGCCCUGGCAAAUCAGUUCCUGGCUCCCGGCCGAACUCCCACUACAACCAAAGAGCGAACUCCAGCUACUAAAAUGGUUCAUCUGCAGACAAAGGCUCGCUACACCGGCAAGAUGAGGAGUGAGCUGCUUGGUACAGAUCCCUUGUCUGUCAAUGAGUCUGAGGAGCUAAAUUUAAGGAAACGGAAAGGCCUUGCAUCUGAAGAGAAGCAGUCAGCAACUGAUCUGGAUGCUGUGUUACAGCAUCAUCGCAGCAUGCAGGAGAAACUGGCUGAAGAAAUGUUGAGUUUGGCUCGCAGUCUCAAAAACAACACCCUGGCAGCACAGAACGUUAUUAAACAAGAUAACCAGACAUUAUCUCACUCUCUCAGGAUGGCGGACCAUAACUUUGAGAAGCUGAAGGAUGAAUCUGAACGUCUUGAGCAGCAUGCAAAGAAAUCUGUCAACUGGCUGCUCUGGAUAAUGUUAAUUGUAGUUUGUUUUAUUUUUAUUAGCAUGAUCCUCUUUAUCAGAAUUUUUCCUAAACUCCGAUAAUGUGUACAGCCUCCAGGAGCCACAGGUAGAAAGCUAGACAGUAUAUGACACUCUGCUCAUUCCCAGCAAGUCUCUUUGACCAGUUUGGCAAGCACUCGCUGUAAGCAGUGACCUACCUCUGUCAUAUCCUGAAGGGGGUCACCAGGGGCCUAGUCCUUCAUCCCUUCCUUGUGCCCUUAUUGGAGUUGGUGAGACAUCUUGUGAACAGCUUCCUAAGUUGGGUCCCUCAAUAUCCUCUUUGUUUGACUAAUAUGGUUGUUUUCUUGAGAAAGAAACUGCAAUAAAGAUGGCACUUCCAAUGGAAUAUCCCUAGAAAUAGAUCCUUCCAGGUGCCUUGGUAGAUAUCUGCCAUCCACUUGUGAUGUGGCUAAGGCAAAUGCUAUCAUUCCUUUAUAAGGGAGUUUACUUUCAUUGGAACAGUACACAAUUGAAGGAUUAAAGACCAUAUUUGCUCUUUAGAAACCCACUGACUUUAACAGGACCCUUGCUGCAAUUGUCUUUGUAACCAGCCUGUAGCAGGUAUGGAGGAGCAUUGUUAUUGAGUGGGCCCCCUUGGGUCAGAGUAGGCAAGAAGGAAAAUUAACUUCACAACCUUGCCUUCCUUCCUGUUGGACUCUGGUCAUGGAAGUCUCCUGAAGCAUGGAUUUAUGGGAGAAAACAGAGGUUGGAAGCAUCUAGUUUGGGAAGCCUGAACAAACCGGCUCAUAUCCUCUUACAAUCACAAACCCUAACAUGCAACCAAAGUACAGACCGUGUCAUUUACCUUUAUUCAGGAAGCAGCUGAUGGUGGCUGUUCAGCCCUGAACAUGCAAAGUACUCUUCAGACUGCAGACCCUGCCUGCCUAUGCAUCUUGUUGCUUCACUGUAAAAUGAGAGUCAAGGAAGUUGGUCUCUCUUUAAAUAAGGCAUUUAUUUAAGGAAAAAAUCAGCCAGUAUCUUCUGAGCUGGGUUUAUUUGCAUGUUCGCCUUCCUUAACUCUUACUGCUUUUCUAGUGGAAGAUACCCUGAAGUUUUCAGCCACAUUCUGCUCUUGAUGAAGUGCUGGCUUGCUGUACUGGAUGAAAAUGAGAGUGGUGUAAUCCCACCCAACCUGCUUGUAAAAAGAGGGUGUGAGAUUCUCUCUCUCUCUCUCUUUCCCUAAUUUUUAAAGCAUCGCUACUGCAAAGUGCCUGCUUUCACUUCAGUUUAAACCUACUCCAUAUUACAAACUGUUACUGCUGAUAUUCUGUAUAUUGCUGUCUAUUUUGUACAAGUUUGUAUUGGUUUCUCUUUGACUUAUUUAUUAUUAUAUGAUUUUCAUAAUUAGAAGCAACUGCCAUUUUCUCUCU